CCUUCAAUUAGCAUUGAGGGAGAUCUAGACGAUAGCGAAGAAGCCAGUGAUCACUCCAUGCAUGACCUGAGCUCCUGGAGAGUCACUAUUCCCCGUAUCGGGGCCCGUCCUGACCCAGAAAACCCACGGAGGCAAUACUUUGUGUUCAUAAUUGAUAUUAGAAGAUUGGAUGUCAAAGAAGGUGAUAGUGAGAAAACACAGUGGACAGUGGCUAGGCGAUAUCCAGAAUUCUACGUACUGGAACAGAAACUAACAGAAUUUCAUGGCGAAUUUCUGGAUUGUCAGCUCCCUGCAAAGAAAUCUUUUGGAACGAAAAACCAGGACUUUACAGAGGGGAAGAAAACUGACUUUGAAAUGUAUUUGCAGAAGCUGCUAACAAAACCACAACUGAGAAGCAGCGAAUUGUUGUAUAAAUUUCUGACCUCAGAACAUGAAUUUUCCACCAGUUUCUUACCUGACAUCAAGCUUGGUAAAUUUGUGAAAUCAAAGUUAGUUAAAGAGAGAGGACAACAUCUGGAGGAGUUUCUAGUGAACUUUGCUACGUCUACAGAAGCUCCCAAGCCUCGAUCAAGCAAACUAUCAAGAAGAGGGUCAGAGACUUCUCUGUUGUCCACAUCAAGUGAAAAGUUGUCUGGCACUCAUUUUGAAAACAACAUGAACUGGGGUUUUAAACCACCGGCUGUGAGGAAGGACUUACCUCAGGUGAAAGACAUCGAAGGAAUCUUUGACUCCUUGAUAUAUCUAUUGAAGGAUGUCUACAAAGCCCCACUCUGGGUCCACCAGUUGAUGCUUGCGGGCCGCAUCAUGCUGAAGGAGACAUUGGAGAAUUAUGUUGACUACCAUAUUGACUACAAACUUACUCAGGUCACCCAGGAGCACCGUCUGGUUAGCUUGAUACACUUGUUGAGAGAUGUUUUAUUCUAUGAUGCUGACCCACCAAGGACAGAGUUGAACAAGGUUAACAGAUAUGAUCAGGUGCUGAAAGAAUUCCUAAAAUUUUUGCCAUCUGUACUUGUUUCAGCCUUAGGUCCUGAUAGAGCAACCACUGGGUGUGAGCAUUUAUUGAAAAUAUUUCAACAACCAAAACUCAACAAACAGCUGAGCUAUGUUCUGCUGGACAUUGUUGUACUGGAGCUGUUCCAUGAACUGUCUCAGACGAACUCAUCUAGGGCAAAUGAUUAA
Candidula unifasciata is the source of this 1182-nucleotide messenger RNA. NCBI's taxonomy places the organism in Eukaryota, Metazoa, Mollusca, Gastropoda, Stylommatophora, Geomitridae. The record is from the annotation of a GenBank genome assembly.